AUGCCAGUGAAAUGCUGUUUCUACAGGUCUCCAACUACGGAAUCACUGGCAUGGUCUGAAAAUAUGGACUCCCUCUUAGCUAACCAAGCUGGUUUGGAUGCUUUCCGAACAUUUCUAAAAUCAGAAUUCAGUGAAGAGAAUGUUGAGUUCUGGCUUGCCUGUGAAGACUUCAAGAAAACUGAAAGUAGAGAAAAGAUUGCUACCAAAGCCAAGAUGAUUUAUUCUGAAUUCAUUGUCGCUGAUGCACCAAAAGAGAUUAACAUUGACUUCAGUACCAGAGAUCUCAUCUCAAGGAAUAUUGCUGAACCAACUCCAAAAUGCUUUGAUGAGGCUCAGAAACUAAUUUAUAGUCUCAUGGCCAAGGAUUCAUUUCCUCGUUUUCUAAAGUCAGAAAUUUAUAAGAAACUUGUAAAUAGCCAACAGGUUGGAAAUCAUAAAAGAUGGCUGCCUUUCCUGUGA
Molecule: messenger RNA, 459 nt
Organism: Peromyscus californicus insignis
Lineage: Eukaryota; Metazoa; Chordata; Mammalia; Rodentia; Cricetidae
Gene: Rgs21
Product: regulator of G protein signaling 21
Exons: 4
Coding region: 1-459 (152 amino acids)
Source: RefSeq, a predicted model, not a curated record